Dictyostelium discoideum AX4 is the source of this 2928-nucleotide messenger RNA. RefSeq lists its product as hypothetical. Bases 1 to 2928 code for a protein of 975 amino acids. NCBI's taxonomy places the organism in Eukaryota, Evosea, Eumycetozoa, Dictyosteliales, Dictyosteliaceae. The transcript is spliced from 2 exons. The record is from RefSeq and is a predicted model, not a curated record.
AUGAAUGAAAGUAUUAGUGACCACAAUGAAAAAUUAUUUUGGAAAGUUUUUAGAAAUAAAUAUUUAAAUAUUGAAAUAUUUAAACAGUUAGAAUCAACAGAGAUUGAAUAUGACAGUUUUAGUAAAUAUAGCGUCUCAUCAAAGAUUAAAUAUAAAAAUAUAUAUUCCAUGGAGUUUAUGAUCAAUAAAAAUUUAUUUGAUCUAUUAGUGAAUAAAAUAAUAAAUAAUGAAUAUGUAAUAUAUGAAAAAAAAGCAAUUGCAUCAUUAAUUAAACUAUCAGUAAAUAAUAGUAAUAAUAAUAAUGAUAAUAAUAAUAAAUUGAUUGAAAUAUUUAAAUUAUUAAUGGAAAAAGAAAAGUAUCUAAUGGAAGGGUUGGAUUUAGUUACUAUUUCUAUUAGUUCAAGAAACUUUGAAAUUUUGAAAAUUCUAUUAAAUAAACCUUACUCUUUUCUUGUUAAAGAGACAGAUUUUAACGAUGCACUUCAAAAAUAUGGUGAUAGUGAAAUUGAAAAAUCAAUAUUACAGUUACUAGGAAAUCAAAUUAAUAUAAAUACAUUUUUAAUUGAAAAUAAUUUUCAAAUUAAAAAUUCAAUUCCCUUUUUUAAAAAUACAAUUCAAUUUAUUUUAAAUAAUCAAAAUAAUGAUGAUAAUAAUGAUGAUAAUAAAAAUAAUAAUAAUAAAUUAAUUAAGCUUUUAGAAUUAAAAAUUUAUUCAAUUAAAAAAGAUGAAAUAUUAAAUUUAGAAUUAAUAGAAAUGCAAAAUAAACUUUUAGAUUUAAAUUAUUUUAGUAAAGAAAAUUUUCAAAAUUCAAAUAUUUAUUGGUUUAAAGAAUUAUAUGAAUUUAAAGGAGUGAAAACAAUUUUCAUUCAUUUAAUUCUAUUAGUUUUUAAAAUUUAUUAUAAAAGAAAAUCAUUAAAUAUUCCAAAUGAAAUUGAAAUUGAAAUUAAUGAAAUUAUGAAUAAUUCAUUAUUAAUAAAGAAUGAAGAAAAAGAAAAAAAAUUAUUAAAAUUAUUAAUUAAUGAAACUCAAUCAAAUUUAUUAUUCAAACUUUAUUAUUAUAGAUAUUAUGAAAUUAUUGAAGGUUGUAAAUUAAGUAAAAUUGUUUAUAGAAAUUUAAAAACUUUUAAUAUUUUUAAAUUAAUUGAAUCUAAUAAUAAUAGUAAUAAUAAUAAAGAAGAAAUAAUAAGAAUAAUUAAAAAUUUCAUAAAUGUAUAUGAAUUUAAAAAUAAUGAAAAUGAUAAACAAUUGAUAAAUAAAUUUAGAAAUGUAAUAUUAAAUAAUUUAAAUUCAAAAGAAUAUUAUCAUAAAUUAAUUGAAACUAUUGGAAAUUCUCAAAUUAAAACAUUUGGUUUACCAAUUGAAUGGAAUAUAAAUCUUUUAGAUUUUUUAUUAGAUGAUGAAAUUAAUAAUAAAAUUAUAAUUAUAAAAGAUAAACAAGUUAUUGAUUGGUUAUCAAAUAUGCCAAGAUUAAAUAAUAGAAUAUUUACAUUUGAUAUAAAAACAAUUUAUUAUUAUAAAAGAAAAAAGAAUUUAAUACAAUUUCAAUCAUUAGAAUUAAUUGAAUAUGCAAUUAAAAAAUUAGAAACUAAUAAUAAUAAUAAUAGUAAUAAUGAUAAUUUACCACCUAUAAAAUUAGAAACAAUUAAUUGGUCAAUGGUAUAUAAUAAUCCAUUAAAAUCAAUUAUUGAUGAAUUUAAAUUUCAAAAUGAAAGUAUUAUAAAUGAAGAUGAAUUGAAUGAUAAAGUUACAUUUAAUUUAUUUAAAUUUUUAAAAUUUGAGAAAAAUGAAUUUACCAUUCUUGUUCAAUUAAUAAAAUACUUUAUUGAAAAAGUUUUAAAUAGGUAUGGUCAAGAUAAAAGCUAUGAAAUUUUAAAGAAUUUUGUUAAAAUUGAUAAUUUAUGUAAAUUUCAAAAAGAAACAUUAGAAUUAUUAGUACUUUCAACUAUUAAUUUAGAUUUAAUAAUGGUAAUGAUAAUUUUAAAUUGUGGUAUUGAUUUUACAAAUAAACAAGAUGAAAUUUUAAUAAACUUUUGGAAUGUUCAUAUUUUAACAAAUACUUCAAUAUUUUAUAUUCCAACAAUUAAUGGUAAUAUUAACUUUUUUAAAAUAAUCACACAUAUUAAACCUCAAUAUAUUAUAAAUAAUAUAAAAUUAUGGUGUGAACAAACUUCACUUUUAGAAUGUAAACAUUUAGCAAUUAAUCAUUUAUUUAAAAAAUUAAUUCAAACUAAAGGUACAACAUUAAACCAAAUUUUAUAUAUAAAAGAUUUUAUAAAUACAAUUAAUAAUAAUAAUAAUAAUAAUAAUAAUAAUAAUAAUAAUAAUAAUAAUAUAAUUAAAUUAGAUCAUUCAAAAUUUCAUUCAAUUCAUUAUUUAAAUUUAAAAUCACCAAAAUUAAUUUUAUAUUUAAUUGAAUCAAAUCAAAUAAGAGAUUGGAACUAUUUAUUAAUACCUCAAGUAUGUACAUUUGAAUUUAUUUUUAAAUCAUCAUUUGAAAAUUUAUUAGAACAUUUUUUUAAAAUAAUAUUAGAAAUUUUUAAUUUAUUUUCUCUUGAUAGUUCAAGUACAUUUAAUAGAAUUUAUAAUUUUCAAUUAAAUUAUUUAUUAAAUAUAAAAAGAAUGGAUUUAUUUUUUAAUCAACUUUUACAAACUAAACAAUUAUCAUUUAAAAAUAAAAUUAGUUUUAAAUUUAUUCAUCAUAAUAACUUUUUACAAUUAGUUAGUCAUUAUUAUUAUGGAAAUGGUAUGCAUUAUUUAAAACAAUUUAUGGAUAUUAUCAAUUCAAUAGAAUCAAAUAUUUGUAAUGAGUUAUUGGUUUUAAUUGAAUCAAUUCAAUUACAUGAUAAAAAUAUAAUUUCAUUCAUACUUGAUAAUUAUCAAAUUGAUAAAGAAAUUUCAGAAUUUUCAUUAUAUUGGUUUAAUUUCUAA